Chiroxiphia lanceolata (lance-tailed manakin) is the source of this 2313-nucleotide messenger RNA. RefSeq names its product lysyl oxidase like 1 (gene LOXL1). Gene Ontology annotation, molecular function: copper ion binding; protein-lysine 6-oxidase activity. Lineage: Eukaryota; Metazoa; Chordata; Aves; Passeriformes; Pipridae. The coding region runs from base 1 to 1638 and encodes 545 amino acids. Gene Ontology annotation, biological process: peptidyl-lysine oxidation. The transcript is spliced from 7 exons. The record is from RefSeq and is a predicted model, not a curated record.
AUGGCCCGGCGGGCGGGCUGGGGGCUCUGGGCCGCGCUGGGCUGCGGGCUGUGCCUGCUGGCGGGCGGGCAGGAGCCGUGGCGGCAGCUCAUCCAGUGGGAGAACAACGGCCGCGUUUACAGCCUCCUCAACAGCGGCGCCGAGUACGUCCCGCCGGGGCAGGAGCGCCCGCCCGGCAGCCGCUUGUUGCUGGCGGGGGCGGCGGGCAGCGUCCGCCGGCAGGCUCCGGGCUCCGGGACGGUGCGGGGACAGGCGAGACACCCCUUCGGCUUCGGGCAGGUGCCCGAGAACUGGCGGGAGGGCCCGGUGGGCGACGGCGCGGCCGCGCAGCGGCGACCGCCCGCCCGCGCGCGCCAGCCUUCAUCCUCCGCAGCAUCGUCAGCAUCAGCAUCAGCAUCAUCCUUCGCGUACGCCUCGGCGGGGCAGCCGCCGUACCCCCAGUACCCCUUCGCCCCGCAGUACGAGCCCUACGAGGCGCCCCGGGCCUACGACGAGGCGUUCACCUAUUACCGGAGCACCGGGACCGGCGGGGCGGCCGUGGCGGCGGGGGCGGCGGCGGGGGCCAGCGUGGUGUACCCCUUCCAGCCCCGCGCCCGCCACGAGGACUACGGCGAGGAGCAGAGCCCCUACAGAGCCCACUACCCGCCGCCAGAACGGCCCUACAUUCCUGCCGUGCCCCAGCCGGUGGACGGGCUGGACCGGCGGUAUUCCCAUAGUUUGUACCACGACACCGGGAUUGCACCGGAGCAGAGCCCGGACUCGUACGCCAACCAACAAGCCGUCAACCACGGCGUGGCCUCCGCGGAUAACCUGCAGGCGGCCGUCGGGACGGGGUACGGGGGUCAGUACCCGCCCUACGAGCCGCAGCCGCCGUUCCGGGCGGUGGAGCCGUACGGGGUCCCUCGUCCCGAGUCCUACCUGCCUGCCAGGAGCCUCGAAAUCCCCCAGGCUGUCCCUGAUAGCCAAGCUCGGGUCAGCGUGGGCAGCGUCUACAGGCCCAGCCACGGUGGACGGGGUCUCCCCGACUUGGUGCCGGACCCCAACUAUGUGCAGGCGUCCACCUACGUGCAGAGAGCUCACCUGUACUCACUGCGCUGCGCUGCCGAGGAGAAGUGCCUGGCCAGCACUGCCUACACCCCCGAAGCCACCGACUACGACGUGCGGGUGCUGCUGCGGUUCCCCCAGCGGGUGAAGAACCAGGGCACGGCCGAUUUCCUGCCCAGCCGGCCCCGGCACAGCUGGGAGUGGCACAGCUGCCACCAGCACUACCACAGCAUGGAUGAGUUCAGCCACUAUGACCUGCUGGAUGCCACCACGGGCAGGAAGGUGGCCGAGGGCCACAAGGCCAGUUUCUGCCUGGAGGACACCACCUGUGAUUUCGGCAACCUGAAGCGUUACGCCUGCACCUCCCACACCCAGGGCUUGAGCCCAGGUUGCUAUGACACCUACAACGCCGACAUCGACUGCCAGUGGAUCGAUAUAACGGAUGUGCAGCCGGGCAACUAUGUCUUGAAGGUUCAAGUGAACCCCAAAUACAUCGUCCUGGAGUCAGACUUCACCAACAACGUGGUGAGGUGCAACAUCCACUACACCGGACGCUACGUCUCCACAACAAACUGCAAGAUUUCCCAAUCUUGAUGGGAGCAGGGCCAGAGGGAUGUCACCUGCCUCAGCCUCUGUCCCCUCUUCAAAAAGAAAGCCUGAGCUCCUCUGCCCCACCAGAGACCCUGGAGCUCACCAGCAGCUCCUCGAGACACAGACUGCCCCCCCUGCCCCGAAAAACCCCCCAUGCCUUCACAUUAAAAGGAGGGGAAGCCAGAAUGACUCUGAAAUUUUUUUUAUACUUAACUUUUCUUUAAUCUUGGUUUUUUACCAUUUCCUGAGGGGAUCCAAUGCUGGGUUUUAGUUGGAAUAAAGGCAGGGACCCAUAAGUGCUGUACAAUGAUGUAAAUGCAUACUAGCUCUGUAGUCCUUAACCCCUUUGGCAUUUUUUUUGGGGGGGGGGCGGUCUCUGGCUGUUUCCCCAGGGGGAAGAAGACAGCCUGGAUUUGGAGCUGCUGCCCCAGGAAGGAUACUUGGCCCCUCUAUUUGAGGUGGCUGCCAUGCCAGGAUGCUCCAGGCACUUUUGGGACUGAAGGUGCUGGAAAUCCCAUCCCCUUUAACGGAGAAGUCUCUCUGUCUGCCCAGCUUUUAUAAACACGGAGAGUCCUUGAGAUGACUGGAAAGCUUGGUUUAUUAUUUUUAUUAUUAUUAAUGUUAUUGCUAUUUUCACAAGCUUUAAAACCAGAAAUCAUUAAAACAUGUUGCUUUUGA